This is a messenger RNA of Adineta steineri, 1656 nucleotides long. NCBI's taxonomy places the organism in Eukaryota, Metazoa, Rotifera, Eurotatoria, Adinetida, Adinetidae. The record is from the annotation of a GenBank genome assembly.
AUGGCUUCCGCAUUUUCAUCAUCAAAUAACUCACUUCAUAAAAAAAGAGCUCUUCUCAUUGGCAACAAUAAUUACAAGAAAAAUAGUCCACUUCGAUAUUGUACCAAUGAUGCUGAAGAUCUUUCUAAGAAAUUACAGGAAAUUGACUUUGAAAUCACAGUUGGUACUAAUUUGACAUAUGAACAGAUGGAUAGAACGAUCGAAACGUUUAAAGAAAAGAUAAAUCCAGAUGAUCUUGUUCUUUUCUUUUUUGCGGGUCAUGGAUGUCAAUCGAGUCAUCGAAAUUUUCUCAUGCCCAUUGAUGAUGAUCGAAUUAAAACAAAUAUUGAUCUGGAACAUCGAGCAAUAAAUGCUCAAUUUGUGCUUGAAAAGAUUAUGAGUCGUCGUCCAUCAGCAGCUAUAUUUCUUCUUGAUUGUUGUCGAAAUAGUUUUGUAGGCGAAUCAUCAAAUUCUAAUGGUCUUUCACCCAUGCAAGCAGUUGCUGAUUCAUUUAUUGUUUUUGCAUGUGAUGCAAAUAAAACCGCUUUAGAUGGAUCAGCAAAUAACCGGAAUGGUUUAUUUACAUCUCAUCUUCUUAGAUAUAUUGAUCAACCGAAUUUAAUUAUUGAUGAAAUAAUGUAUGAUGUUUGUGAUGGUGUAAUGAGAGAAACAAAUAAUGGUCAAUGUCCAUUUCGAGUAUCUUCGCUUCGACGAAAAGUUUAUUUAAAUCAGCAAUUUACAGAUGGACAAUCACUUCUUUUCAAUCCUAUUAAUAUUAACACUAAAUACAAACAACAUGGAAUUACUAUUGCUGGAGGAAAUGGCGAAGGUAAUCAGUUGAAUCAACUCUCUUAUCCUCAAGGUAUUUAUGUUGAUGAUGAUCAUCAAACUAUUUAUAUUGCUGAUUGUCGGAAUCAUCGUAUUGUUGAAUGGAAAUAUGGAACAAAGAAUGGUCAAGAUGUUGCAGCUGGAAAUGGAUGUGGAAAUAGAAAUAAUCAGUUGAAAAAUCCAACAGAUGUGAUUGUUGAUAAAAAGAAUGAUUCUCUUAUCAUUUGCGAUCAAGACAACAGACGAGUGGUACGAUGGCCUCGUCAAAAUGGUACAAGUGGAGAAACAAUCAUUUCUGACAUUGAUUGCCAAGGUCUAACAAUAGAUAACAAUGGAAAUAUUUAUGUCCCUGAUUGGAAGAGAAAUGAAGUGAGGCGAUGGAAACAAGGAGACAGAGAAGAAACAAUAGUAGCAGGCGGAAAUGGACAAGGAAAUCAUCUCAAUCAAUUCCAUUCUCCUACUUAUAUCUUCGUUGAUGAAGAUCAUUCAGUUUAUGUAUCGGAUUAUUGUAAUCAUCGUGUGAUGAAAUGGAUGAAAGGUGCAAGAGAAGGUAUUGUUGUUGCUGGUGGACAAGGUAACAGGGAUAGUCUGACACAAUUGUCUUAUCCUCGAGGAGUGAUUGUCGAUUAUUUGGGUACUAUUUAUGUGGCUGACUAUGGUAAUAAUCGAAUAAUGCGUUGGUGUGAAGGAUCUUGCAAAGGUAGUAUUGUUGUUGGUGGAAAUAGAAAAGGAGGACAGCCAAAUCAAUUCGAUGGUCCCAGAGGUUUAUCAUUUGAUGUUGAAGGUAAUCUCUAUGUUGUCGAUUCGUGGAAUAAUCGAAUACAAAAAUUUGAAAUUGAUUUGAAUUAA